Molecule: messenger RNA, 645 nt
Organism: Loxodonta africana (African savanna elephant)
Lineage: Eukaryota; Metazoa; Chordata; Mammalia; Proboscidea; Elephantidae
Gene: HRK
Product: harakiri, BCL2 interacting protein
Exons: 2
Coding region: 98-373 (91 amino acids)
Biological process (GO): positive regulation of apoptotic process
Cellular component (GO): mitochondrion
Source: RefSeq, a predicted model, not a curated record
CGCGGAGGCGGCGGCGGCGGCGGCGGCGGGCGCACAGGCCGGAGGGAGAGGACGCGAGGCGCAACCCGAGCGCGGGGAGAAAGCGAGGCGAGCGGUCAUGUGUCCGUGCCCCCUGCACCGUGGCCGCGGCCCCCCGGCCGUGUGCGCCUGCAGCGCAGGUCGCCUGGGUCUGCGCUCGUCCGCCGCGCAGCUCACCGCUGCUCGGCUCAAGGCGCUUGGAGACGAGCUGCACCAGCGCACCAUGUGGCGGCGUCGCGCGAGGAGCCGGAGGGCGCCGGCGCCCGGCGCGCUCCCCACCUACUGGCCCUGGCUGUGCGCGGCGGCGCAGGUGGCGGCGCUGGCGGCCUGGCUGCUCCGCAGGCGGAACUUGUAGGAACGCAGGGCAUCUUGGUGGGGCCGGAGCCGAGACCCAGCCGGAGCGAGCAACAGGUUGGUAAAAACCCUGUGUCCUUGGAGAAAGCUGGUUCCCGUUUUCCUGAGGGGGAGCUCAGAGCUUGAGAGGCGGUGGUUGGCACUUCGAGAAGGAAGUGAAGAAUAAAGACAGCGCCUGGAGCAAUAGUAGAAAUGUGGAACAGGACUGGGGAAGCCCUUUGGCUAUACAGCUGCAGAAACAGACACCCUGAUGCUAUUUACAUACAGCUCUAU